AUGAAGGAAAAAAAAUCUGCUCGUUGUUGGUGUCGUCUGAACACAGCGGCACCUGACCGACUGAGCAGUCGUCAUCAUGGCAUGCUUGCCGGUCGGCAUCAGUGCCGACGACUUACAGCGCCAUCCUCCACUCCUCCACUCCUCAUCACAACGAUCGAUCCGGCUCUCUGCGUACCGCUUGUUCCGUC
Molecule: messenger RNA, 188 nt
Organism: Acanthocheilonema viteae
Lineage: Eukaryota; Metazoa; Nematoda; Chromadorea; Rhabditida; Onchocercidae
Source: the annotation of a GenBank genome assembly